AUGGAGAUGAGAAGUGCCAGCUCCACGGGGUCCUGUGUCUGCCAGCUGCUGCUUAAUGCCUCUGAGAAACUCUGCUUCCAGCUAAAGGAGCCCACCUGUCCUGAGAACCUCAGUAUCUGGGACAAGAACCCUCUGGACGGACCCCUUGGUGAAAUGAAUGGGACCAGCUGUAGACUCCAGGAAUCCAGAACCAGCAAUGUUUCCCUGGACAGCGCCAUCCGAUUGUUCUGCUCAGAUAACACCACCACCGUGAAGUCAGACACGAAAUUCAAUGGGCUCAGCAGCAGGUGUUCUGGAGGAUCCUGCUGGAGGCACCAGUUGGAGACCAGGCUCUCUGAGUGGUUCCUUCUAGGUCUCUUCCUGUUUCCCCCAGAAGAGCCCGAGUCCCACUUAAAUGACCUGAGGCUGCCCAGAGAGAAGCUCAACAUGCUGACAGAAGGAAUGAAGAUCUGGCAUGGCUUAGUAAUUGCAGCAGUGUCCCUCUUCCUACAGACCUGCCUCCUUGCAGCUAUCAAUUACUUGCUCAGUAGGCACAUAGCCAAUGAAAAUGAGCAAAUACUGAAAGCAGCCAAGCUCCCAGCCCCUGGCCCUGGCCCUGCCCACAAUCACCCACCUGCUGCCAAGGAGAUGAAGGGAACUGUGGCUGAGAGAAGCACCCCUGUGUCUGAUCUCCGGUGCAGGCAGGACAGCGACACAUCAUCAGAUAGCUCGGACAGCUCGGACAGCUCGGACAGCUCACCUUCUACCUGCCAGGCUUCCAAGAAUGUGAAUUACACACAAGUGGUUUUUUCAGGCCCCAGAGGUCUGAAAAGUGAAUCUGCCCAAGACUAUGAGAAUUUAAAGGAAUCCACAGAUUAUGUCAACAUCAAUCCAAAAAGCCACAAGACCAAUAUCUGGACUUUUGUGAACCAUGCUUCCUCUGAACCCGUGGAAUACACUCAAGUGGCGGUGUGA
Orycteropus afer afer is the source of this 954-nucleotide messenger RNA. It is a transcript of the gene RHEX, whose product is annotated as regulator of hemoglobinization and erythroid cell expansion. Bases 1 to 954 code for a protein of 317 amino acids. Gene Ontology annotation, cellular component: plasma membrane. Lineage: Eukaryota; Metazoa; Chordata; Mammalia; Tubulidentata; Orycteropodidae. The transcript is spliced from 7 exons. The record is from RefSeq and is a predicted model, not a curated record.